Molecule: messenger RNA, 2220 nt
Organism: Scylla paramamosain (green mud crab)
Lineage: Eukaryota; Metazoa; Arthropoda; Malacostraca; Decapoda; Portunidae
Product: neurexin 1-like
Exons: 4
Coding region: 559-1437 (292 amino acids)
Source: RefSeq, a predicted model, not a curated record
GUGCCCCAUAAUUGAAUUAUUUACUUAACAUCUAAGGUUAGAAUUAGCAAACUUUGCUGCUGUGAACGACUAAACAUCUACCUACCAAAUUCUACUGUAUAGCAGCAAGCCAUCUCCAAGCGUCUUUCAUCGAAGAAAGGUGAAAACACGCACCCGUAUACCAUCCCACGCGGCGCGGCACGCGGCGGGCGAAGGGUCGGGCUGGGCGAGCUCCAGGAAACUCAGUCCUGGGCGGGUUGGCAAGCAGGCGGCCACGUCCUGGUCGUCUCCACCCAUCGCUCAGCCUGCCAGCAACAAGUGCGCGUUUGUAAGGUUAAUUCUGUGGUGCGAGCGCCCUUGUUUAGCUCCCUCUUAUCAAACCUAUGAUGAAAAUAUCUUGUGCUCUGUUCUGUAACAAAUCAAGGAGAGCCAGCCGCUGAGCAUAAGUGAUGAGUUCCGUCUCUCUGUAAUAUUUCGUGAAACAAGAUUGUUGUUGUGACCGCAUUCAACUCAGGGACCAUCGGCUAACAUACUCUCCUCACAUCUUCCUGUCUGACGCGUGUGAAUCGGCCUGAUGUGAUGGCGGGGUCAGGCGUUGCACUCCCCAUCCCCACCACCAUCUUCGGUCCAUCUCGCCAAACGCCGUUGUCAGUCCCACAGACAGUCCUCCCCGCGGACUCCGCAUCCUCCUCCAUCACCACUUCUACUACUUCAAGAACAACCAUCACCAACACCACCACCACCACUACCACCACCACUACCACCACCAUAUUUCCUGACAAAAGGAUGGCUGCACAGGACACCUUUCAAAAUGAUUACUAUGAAGGUCGAUCAUCUUCAUCACGCUCACGCCCGCAACCUGACCACGCCUUCCCGGAAGUGAUCGUAUCAGCGGGAGUCCCCUCUUACCACGAUCCACGAGAGACCUACACGUAUCGCGCUCACUCCCGCGACCUGGAAAACCGUGAGAAUGACCAUAACUUCCAUCGCGUGCCCUCCCCGCCCACCAUCACCGUGGGCUCCGUGACGGUGCGGGUGGAAGAGAUCUGCUUAGUGCUUGUGGUGCUGAUGCUGUGGGCCGGCGCCAUCACGCUCUUCAUCAACAGGUGGGGAAAACUACGCAUGUUAGAGCCGUACCAGCCAGCCUACACGGCGCCUGUGGUUCCGCCCCGCCCCCCUCCCCCACCCAUGGGUCCCUCCAUCAACAUACAGAGCACGUCAGACUUGACCGUGACGGAGGGUGGCGCAUUUGGAAGUAGGUAUGACCUGGCAGGUCCCGAACAUUAUGGUCGAGGUUCUCUGGCCAGUGGGUACCUGGGAAUAGAUCGAUCACCUUCCUGCCUAAGCGUGAAGACCCUCAACCCACAGCGGAAGGUAAAGAGCGCCGUCGACCUCGUUUCAUUGGUCAUGCAGGAAAAGAUGUCCUCUAACUUGCCCUUCACGGCCACUAAUGUAUAAACACAUGUGAACAGCAGCUGGCAGCCUUCAUGCCUCCACGGAGCUGCCUCCUACACGCACGUUGUCUCGCAGAAUUGUACCGACGCACUGAGAGAUGCUGCAUUACAUUACAACGAGCAAGGGAGAGAGAGAAAAAGUCAAUCAACCUGAACCCUGCGAAAACCUACUACUCAUUCAAUCACUCUGCAGGACGAAGCUACUGGCAACAAGCAACAGAAGCGGAUGCAGGAAGCAGUACUUCAGCGAAGGAUCUUAAUGCGAAGCAAUGAAUUGCCAGUUAAGGUGGAGAAAUGUACUGAUGGGAAAAGAGACAGCCUUAGGACACAUUGCCUCUAAGAGGAUGAGAUAUGAUGCACACAGUUAAGUGAAACAGUCAGUCAAGUUAAGAAUGAAGGAAGGACCGAGGCAAACCUUCUUCAACAUCUAAGUCACGAAAAUUUAAAUAAACGAUUAAAAUUUAUUAAUAAAAAGAAUUAUAAGUACCAAUAGAAUAAUAAUAAUAAUAAUAAUAAUAAUAAUAAUAAUGAUAAUAAUAAUAAUAAUAAUAAUAAUGAUAAUGAUGAUGAUAAUGAUGAUGAUAACAAUAAUAAUAAUUUCUCAGAAUUUGAAGAUCAUUUCAGGAGAUUAGAUUUUAGAGAAAGAAUAACACUAGAACAGGUUUGGAUAUAAGGAACUUACCCACUCAAGCCUGAAAAUGGGGCGUCACGAUCCCACAUAUCAAUUAACCGAUGAUGAAGGAUAACCAAAUGACAGAAAAGAAUUUAUAGACGAAAAAAAUAAAAA